This is a messenger RNA of Lingula anatina, 1437 nucleotides long. RefSeq lists its product as uncharacterized. Gene Ontology annotation, biological process: multicellular organism development; cell differentiation. The record is from RefSeq and is a predicted model, not a curated record. Lineage: Eukaryota; Metazoa; Brachiopoda; Lingulata; Lingulida; Lingulidae. Gene Ontology annotation, cellular component: extracellular region. Gene Ontology annotation, molecular function: protein binding.
AUGAAACAGCAAGGGCAGACUCUUUUCAGUCUAGGGCCCGGAGAAUGCUCAAAAUAUACAACAUCAAAACCAACCACUAUCACCAAGCCAACUACAACCACCCCAGAACCAACCACAACCACUCCAGAACCAACCACAACCACUCCAGAACCAACCACAACUACCCCAGAACCAACUACUACCCCCAAACCAACCACAACUAUAAAAUCCACAACUGUUCCAACUACAUCAACUCCUGAACUUACCACUCCUAAACCCACAACCACUGUAGAACUGACCACACCGGAACCAACAACUACCCCAGAAUUAACUUCCACGAGAAAUCCAGCAAGUACCCAAAAAUCAAUUGCCAGCCAAAAACCAACUGCCACUGCAGCUGUCCUGUCUAAGGCUACAACAACCUCAGCCAAAGUUCCCACUACUGUUAAACCCCCAGUUUCUACACAACAGUUGCCAAGUACAACCAAAAGACAGUGCAUGUAUAAAGGAUGCCCCUCACCCUAUCCAUAUGUUUGUGGCAGUGACUACCACAGCUAUGCAUGUGAAAAUAACCUUGAUUAUUGGAAUUGUUACCGUGGCACCAACGUCACUGUUGUCCACAAAGGUCAGUGUGGCAAGUGCCAACAGGUCAAGUGUCCAGCUGAUGCCAAACCUGUGUGUGCUAGAAAUGGAAAGCAGUACCAAUGUAAAGAGGCCCUUGAUUACUUGAACUGUUUGCAGGACACCAGGAUAGGAAUCCUAUAUAAAGGCCAGUGUUGUGAAAACAUAAGAAGUUGUUACUAUCGCGAUAGCAGUGUAUGUGGUACAGAUGGAAAAACCUACAGUUGUGCUAGUAGUGUUACAUACUGGAACUGCAGAAACAACAACACUGUUCAGGUUGCUCACACUGGGUCAUGCAGGACUUCUGCUACUUCCUUCUCCAAGUGUUCACUGAAUGAAUGUGCUCCAAACAGUAGACAAGUGUGUGGAAAUGAUGGAAAACAGUAUACAUGUAAAGAAAGGCUUGAUUACUUAAACUGUGUGUAUCAGACCAGUAUUAAGGUAGCCAAAUGCUGCACUCACAAGGGCUGCCGUUACAGAGAUGUGCAAUGUGGAACUGAUGGCAAAAACUAUCAGUGUGAAAACAGCAUAGAUUACUGGAACUGUAGGAAUGGCACCAACACCAAGAUAGCCCACUCAGGAUACUGUGAAGUGGCGGGACAUUACUCUAAGUGUGUCCUUAAAGAAUGUGCAAAUGACAGCAAACCUGUAUGUGCCAGUGACACUAACAGAAGAUAUGAUUGCAAGGAGUCUCUAGACUACAUGAACUGUGUCAGAAACACAAGUGCAUUGGCAUACAAUUGUUGCCCAACCAUAAGAUGCAGAUCAUGGGAAGAUUAUGUCUGUGGAAGUGAUGGAACCACAUAUUCAUGUAAGUACACUUUAUUUAGUCUUUAA